Messenger RNA from Porites evermanni, 459 nucleotides. Lineage: Eukaryota; Metazoa; Cnidaria; Anthozoa; Scleractinia; Poritidae. The record is from the annotation of a GenBank genome assembly.
AUGGCGACCAUGAACCGAGUUCUGCUUUUGAAACCAAGGCAUUUCUUUUCAGUUAGCAAAACGGUAAGUUUUUUAAAGUUCUUAAUGCUAAAUCAAAAUCUUAAUUUUUCGUAUGAAUAGAUUUUGGAGCUCUUACUGCAAUGUCUAGCUUGCAAUGUCUGCAAAUGUGUUUCAUCCGGCCGCUGUCUAGUAAAACGAGUUAUGCAAAGCCAUCCACUGCCGAGCCAUUUAGAGUCUCUUGAAAUGAAUGCGGUAGGUCGUGUUUGUUUCGCAGCUUUUUUUUUACUUUCCUUUUUUCAGCUUGAAAGGAAUGGCUUGUCAUGUAGUUGUCGUUUGAAGAGUUCCCUAUCUCCAGACAAGAAAAAUUUUAUCUCAGAGGGUCCUAGUCUAGAAGAAUUCAUUUUAGGAGAAGCCAAUCCCCGGGAAAAUCCGUAUAAAAGAAAGAAAGGACAAAGGUAA